Sinocyclocheilus grahami is the source of this 2040-nucleotide messenger RNA. RefSeq names its product ras association domain-containing protein 8-like. The transcript has 4 exons. The coding region runs from base 98 to 1432 and encodes 444 amino acids. Gene Ontology annotation, biological process: signal transduction. The record is from RefSeq and is a predicted model, not a curated record. NCBI's taxonomy places the organism in Eukaryota, Metazoa, Chordata, Actinopteri, Cypriniformes, Cyprinidae.
GCCGUGAGGGGGUGACGGCUGUAGCACUGGACCCCUAGAGCAGGAUGGUAUGAUGUAACAGGCCAGCAGCCCCAGACCCUCCAGAGUUUGACCCGGGAUGGAGCUGAAAGUGUGGGUCGAUGGAGUUCAGCGUGUGGUCUGUGGGGUCACAGAGGCCACCACCUGCCAGGAAGUGGUCAUCGCUCUUGCUCAAGCAAUUGGUCGCACAGGACGCUAUACACUGAUUGAAAAAUGGAGGGACACUGAGAGACAUCUUGUUCCUCACGAGAGUCCGGUGGCCUCUCUGAACACUUGGGGGCAGUAUGCCGGUGACGUGCAGUUUAUCCUUCACCGCACAGGUCCAUCUGUCAAUGAAUACCCCUCAACCGAAGGUCUGAAUUCUCGAGGCCCAGAGCGUGGCUUACAUCGGCAGAGCCUUCCUUUGAUGGCCAAGCUCCGAGCUCCGGGUGACCGGUCCUUCAGUCGGCACGAACCACGCCGCAAAUCUCUGACCUUAACCGGUGUGCCCCGCAGUUUGAGGGACAUCCUUAGUGGAGGCAGGCUCAGUGACAGCAGUGCCAGACAACGAGAGGUUUUAUUAAAAAGUGCCCACAAUUCACGGUCAUUGUCCCCUCGGUUAUCAGGCCAAAGAGUGGAGGAUCUUACCCAACUGCUGAGACUGCAGAGGGAGACUCUUUCGGUUCUAGACAGCAGGAUGGAGGCAUACGAGACAGAGCUUCGAAUGUUGACUGAGAAAAGAGUUGGACUAGAGGACGAUGAGCUGUAUGGGAAGAUGAUGGAGGAAGUUUCAAGGUUGGAAAAGCAGGUGCGAAGGAACAAGGUAGAGAUUGAGGAAGAAGAAUUCUGGGCAACCGAGCUCGAGAUUGAGCGGGAGAGCGAGAGGCAGCUGCAGGAGCGCCUCCAGGAGUUGAGCAGUCGGCUGCGCGGCUGUGAGGUGGAUCUGGGACAGCGGCUGAUGUCUCUGCAGGGCGUAGAGGCAGGCAUAGAGGCUCAAAAGCAGCAUAAGGAGAUCAGAGAGAGCCAGCAGGCCAGUCAGGGAGAAGUGAAGGCUAGACUUCAGAGAGUGAAAGCAGAACUCAAGGCUCAGGCUCAACACACGGCCCAGCUUGAAAACAGCUCAAGAGCAGUGGAGCGCUCACUGGCUGAGUCAUGCAAGAGACGGCAGGCGAGUCAUUACGAACUGGAACAGCUUACCAAAGAGUUGAGGCAGGUAAACCUACAACAUUUCAUUCAACAAACGGGUACCAAAGUCACGGUUCUGCCCGUGGAGCCCAGUGAUGAGGACUCCAGCAACACAACAGAUAAUAAAGACUUUGCUGCAUUAACUGGCUCAUUGAAACGACCAGGUUUAUCUCAUCCAGUGGUUGGCAGCAUCCGUGGACUCCAUAGUCCGAUCUCCUCAAGUUUGAAUCCUGAGGGCAUCUAUGUUUGAGGACCAUAAAUCACUUCAGUAGAUGCUAAUCAGAUUUUUAAAAUCCUCUCCAUAUAUGUUUUAGACGGAAUUAAUUUUUAUUUGCUGCUACUUCAAGCUAAACUGAUUUGCUCAGCAUUAAGGAGAACUUCAGUGGGAUCAUGAACACCUCUCAAGCUGUUUUUUAAUUCCCUAUCAUAAUACUUGCUCUUGAUCACAAAGAGCUGCAUACCAUUUCAAAUACAAACAAUAAGUAUGCUGAUUUUCAUAUGUAUAGUAUCAUUGUAGUGUCUACUGUUAGAAAGUGGUACCUGUAACCUUGUCACAUACAAAAAAACUAGUAGAUGAAGGAUGAAUCACUCUGGAAGCAUAAAUAUAUUUUUGUAUUCUUAUUUUAGUCUAAAAACAUUUGUAUGAAUGUGCAACUUUCAAUCUGACCUGUGAUAUUUAGUUGUUGUUUUUUUAUACUCUGGUUGGUUUAUCCAUUUGUAUAAGUGUUUUACUAUGUUGAGCCAAAGACAAUCACCUUUUACAGUUGCAAUAUGUUACUGCAUGACUGCAAAAUAUUAUACUCCUUGUAGGGCUGCACGAUUAUGACAAAAAUCAUAAUUGUCGAUUCCCAUAAAAUU